AUGAUAUCCGUGAAAGAAAAUACAAGGUCUGCUUUUGUUCUAAAAAUAUCUACUAAACACUCCUUCACCGGCUUUAAUGCAACACAAUCAACAAGGCUUAUCUCCACAAAGACAAAGCCAACGCUUGCACUAUAUUCUUCAGUCUUCAACAAAGCCAGAUCAAUCAUGGAAGCUGUUUCAAUUCUUGUGGUUUUUCACUUAUCCAUUUUACUAAUUCACGCUCUUCCUGUAGAACAGAACACCAGGAAAGGCCAUGAAAAUGUGGAGGAAUCAGCUAUCAACCAGCCAAAAAAAAUUCCUGAUCUCCAUUCAGCAGAAGCACAAGAAAACUGCUCUGUGGACAGUGAAUCUGUGUGCAAUACAAAAUCACUUUCUGCACAAGGAACAGCAGCAAAACUAUUACAGUCAUCAAAUGAAGGUGAUAAGGUUGCCAUGAACAUAUCCUCCCCUAACGAGGUACAAAGAGAAUCUCCAUUUGCUAACAGAAGUCAAGAAUUGUACACAAUCUCUAAUCAGAAAAAUCCACAUGCUUUUAAAGAUCCGGUGUGUAGGCUGCAAAGAGAUGAAGAAAACUUUAAUUAUUUUGAAGUGUUUGGUGCCAUUACUGGAUAUGAACAUAGGUUUAUUGAAGAUGUGGUUUUAUACAGUGACAAUCAUAUGGCUAAGUUUGGAAUUUGUUCUGGUUCACAAAAAAGGCAUACAGCAUUUCUCUUUCUUCGAAGCCUGGCACUUCAUAUAAAAGCUGAUGCAGAAAUGGUGAGAUUAAUGGCGCUACACCUUUCUGAAGUGAACUGGAAAGAGUACAACCUACAACUACAAUUUAAGGCAACGUAUGAAAGGGAUUUACAUCGGCUGGUAGAUGACUCAGAGAUGUCUUUGUUGGUGUUUUACCUUGGACGAAGCCAAGACUAUUUCUUUGGAAGCGAAAGAGGAUUCAGAUUUAAUGAAAUUCAAUUGGAGGAGUAUCAGGCUGUUUGCUUUAAUGAAGAGACAAAGUAUGUUAUUCUGAGUAUUCAAGGAAUCCCUGGAAAGUGUGCAGAUGGGCAAUUGUGCAUUGAUGUAUCUUUAAAAAUCAGGCAUCUUUCCAAUGGUGUUCGAAUGAAGAAAGACGAGAUCCAGCGGUUGCUGUUUGGCUUUGAUGAAAAACGCUUCACCAGGAUGACUCCAGCCUUGUUCUUUCGCAUCAAAGAGUUGAAGAACAAACUAAUGCAGCCAUCCUGCAGCAACAUACAGGACUCACUGCCUCCACCUCCUAUACACAAAGAGGCUGCUAAAGCAGUUAAAAGGAGAGAAAGUGAUUAUUUGGAAACAUUGGAUUCUUCCGUUAACAUACCAUCCUCAAUGCAUGGGUCUCCACGUGAAUUUCUACGACAUCUCAGUAGAUUUUUGAAUAUGGUAUUAGGUUACUCCACUGACCACAAUUCCAGACCUGUGCUUCAUCUUGACAAGCAAACCAUUGAGAGUCUUCCACACCAAUCGAUGAAUAUAUCAAAUGCCUAUGUCUUAGAGCUGUUGGUGCAGUCAGAUGAGCCCUUGAUAUUUUUACUGCCAGAGAAUGCAGCAAACUUUUUGACACAAAUAAGAGAAAAUGAAAAUGCUGGACAAACCGAGGAAAAGAUGCAGCAAGUUCUCAUCACUAAACUUCAGAACACAAUCAGAAGAGUUUUGGAAAUUCCCAUUUUCCAGGAUGAGAAGGUUUUGAAACAGCUCAUUCACCUACUGAAUGAGUGUAAUUAUCCCUUACCCCUGCCUCAGUUCCCUCAGGUCAGUAUCUCACCACAGGACAGCCUGAAGAAACAAAACCACACACAAAAGACAUAUUAUACAUUUUUGUUGCUGAAGACAUUGCAAACGGUUAAGACAUUUUGGGAUAAGAGACAAAAGCUCUUUAGGCAAAACAGAAGUGCAACCAACCGGUCAAUCUGCAAAUUGGAGGAGCUCAGCAUUGACUUUGAUCGUUUGUCUUACGAUUGGAUUUUGGUUCCGAAAUUGUACAAUAUAUACAAUUGUGUUGGAUCUUGCAGAAUUCCAUUAAUGGGAAAUGUAUCUAAUCAUGUUGUCUUACUUAUUAAAAUGCAGGAGCAGGGUCUUCCCACAAAACGAGAGCCAUGUUGUGUCCCAGUUGAGUAUUCUGAGCUGCUCUUGGCUGUUGUCAGUGAACAAAGCAGCAUGAUUACUGUGUAUAAGAACAUGGUGGCAGAAGAAUGUAAGUGUAGAUGACCCAGGCAUUUUGGCACACUUUAUAAUAUUGACUGAAAAUACUAACUUGCUCAUGAACAGCUUUGGUGGCACGUUCUCUCAACCAAGAUGAGUAUUUUCUUACAGUUCUCCAUAUAUUAAUUCGGGAACCUAGAUGAUGUUUUCAGUCAAUCAAGUUAGGAUCAUGAUUUGCUAAUCAGUUUCCAGAAUAGAUCAGAAACGAAAAAUGUAAACAUUUCACAUCCCCACUCCCCAACUGCUGACACUAAUUUUGAAAUUAAAUUCACUGCCUUUCAUUUAACUUUUAUAAUACUUAAAAUUUUCCUUAGAAACAACUUGCUUUAGGUGAAAAAAAACAGUGGAGAUGAAAUAAGAUAUUCAUAAUCACGUUAACAGAAUGCUAAUUUGAAUUUCUUAAAGUUGACCCCAAGCCAAUGGGAAUCAAUCUCUCCAUUCCUGUUUGCACAAAGAUAGAAAAAUAAAUUGAUAGUAGCAGCUGGAAACUCUCAAUUCUCCAGCACAUUAAUGAAGACCUGAGUGUAUGCAUAUUUAAGUAUCCUUAUACAAAAGCUCCUUCAUACACAAAAGCUCUUUCAAGAAUUUCCCCCUCUAACAUAAUGGAUUGAAUUUGAUUGCUGAGUUGGAUAGCUCGAGUUGGGAAAUUUUCUGAUUUGCAAGAUGGGCCUAAUUAAAAGAGCAUCCCAUGCGCACAAUUUUCGUUUGGGUGGUAGGAGUUUUGGUGGUUGUGGGGAUGGUCCACUUGAGAUUGAAUUGUGCCCAGCAACACUGGAAGCAGAUGAUAUGUGGCUGUGGGGCUAUUGAGCGCUGAGGGAGACUGUACAGAAGGCACGCUUCAAUUCUUCUGGAUUUUGUUCCAGUUAUUUUAGAAAUUGUUUGCCCUUUCAUCCCUCAGCUUAUUUACCUCUUGACUCCCUUAAUUCACCCUCCAUGGCCUCUCAUACAGCCAUGCCAACUCGUGCCCUCAUUCAAUUGAAGUCACUUCCAGGGCCACUUAACCAGUAUCCACCAUGAGCAGAUUUCAGAAAAAAAAUCUUUUUUUUUAACAAUUCAAUAUGUAUUAAUCACUUCUGAAUACAACCAACUUCUAUCCAAUAGUUACUCUUUGGAGGGUUGGUGUGGACUUGUUGGGCCGAAGGGCCUGUUUCCACACUGUAGGGAAUCUAAUCUAAUCUAAUCUAAUCUAAUCAAUAGCCUUAUCUAGGAUUUUUAAUAAAAUCCUUAAACUGUCACUAAAACUCUGAGCUCAGAAUUCCAGCCUUUGGGACUCCAUCAAGCAUUUAUAAUGUCAAUUGAAGCAGUUGAGUUCAAUUUUGUUUGAAUGCUCAUGGACAGCUGGAGCCUAUUUUUAAUGUUUAAUAAGCAGGGCAUUUCAAAACCAGAAUAUCAUGAUAUUUGUAUCAACCUUACUCAUGUUUAAAAUGUGUUUAUGUUGACUCUACCAAUUCAUGACUCCUGCACUUUGGCAUAAAGCUCUUGACCAGCAAAAAUUGGAUUUGUGCGAAUGCAGCACUAAGUUUGGAUUCCCUGGGCAAAUCAUGUC
Chiloscyllium plagiosum (whitespotted bambooshark) is the source of this 3760-nucleotide messenger RNA. RefSeq names its product anti-Mullerian hormone (gene amh). Gene Ontology annotation, biological process: Mullerian duct regression; gonad development. Gene Ontology annotation, molecular function: growth factor activity. The record is from RefSeq and is a predicted model, not a curated record. Lineage: Eukaryota; Metazoa; Chordata; Chondrichthyes; Orectolobiformes; Hemiscylliidae.